AUGGCCUCUCCAUCGACUUCGGCUGAAAGGAUGUUGCUUAGGGAGGGAAAGGGUAUCAUAGAGAGAUUUGUGUUGGACUCUGAGGCUCUAUGGACUCUCAAAGCUAAAGCCAUCAGUGGACGGGUGCCUAACCCAACACGUGUCCAAGUCAUAUCAGCCUUCAUUUGGAAACAUGCUAUGGCUGCAUCAAGAGUGGUUUGGGGUAUGAAACAACCUUUCAUAUUGAGUCAACAAAUGUACUUGAGGCAACGAACAUUGGUAACGUCGUCAUCAAAAUAUUCUGUUGGGAAUCUUUUGUGGAAAGUAGUUGCACAUUGUGAUGCAGUCGUUGAAGAUGAAGAGAUCAUGUCAUUGAAUGGCUUGGUGGGCUUACUGAGAGAUACAAUAGAGAGAACAAGAGACGAUAUUCUGCCAAAGCUACAGCAAGGAGAUGAGGGGGGUUAUGAACUAUUCAUUAAAGAAAUAUGUGAGAGUAACAAAAAUCUAAACCCAUACAUGUUUAGCAGUUGGUGCAAAUUGGGUUUCAAUGAAGUUGAUUUUGGGUGGGGAAACCCGGCAUGGAUUAGUUCUGUUGGGGCUAGAGUUGAUUCCAUCCAUCAGAAUAUUAUUUUUUUGAUUGAAGUUGGAUUGGAUGAUAAAAUUGAAGAUUGGCAACAACCACUUUCGGAAAUGUCACCACCGCGACUCUUUCUCACUAGUGUCAUCUCCGCAUUGUUUUCAUCAUCAUUCUCAUGCUUCUUCUUCUUCUUCUAUAAGCCCUAUAUCUAUUCUUUCUCUUUUUCACGCAAGGAUUGA
This is a messenger RNA of Camellia sinensis, 795 nucleotides long. The record is from RefSeq and is a predicted model, not a curated record. NCBI's taxonomy places the organism in Eukaryota, Viridiplantae, Streptophyta, Magnoliopsida, Ericales, Theaceae.